Messenger RNA from Gilbertella persicaria, 3757 nucleotides. Its product is annotated as ras guanine nucleotide exchange factor domain-containing protein. The record is from RefSeq and is a predicted model, not a curated record. Gene Ontology annotation, molecular function: guanyl-nucleotide exchange factor activity; protein binding. Gene Ontology annotation, biological process: positive regulation of GTPase activity; Ras protein signal transduction. The coding region runs from base 46 to 3627 and encodes 1193 amino acids. Gene Ontology annotation, cellular component: plasma membrane. Lineage: Eukaryota; Fungi; Mucoromycota; Mucoromycetes; Mucorales; Choanephoraceae. The transcript has 6 exons.
GUUUUUGUUUAUUUGGAUAAACAUCUUUAUUAAUUACAUGUUGAUAUGGCUACAACAGCCAAAUUCCCCAAAAUUAUAUGUCGAGUAAAGGCAUUGUAUGCUUUCUCUUCAACAGAAAAAUCAUCUUUAUCUUUUGAAAAGGGCGAAUUUAUUGAUGUCCUGUCACAGCUUGACUCUGGUUGGUGGGAUGGUUGGUGUAAGGGCAACCGAGGAUGGUUUCCUAGCAACUAUGUUCAAGUCGUUGAAGUAAAUCCCGAGUUCACCAAAAAUAAAAACACACCCAACAACCUUAAAUAUCAAGAGCAUGAAAGCGAUGACAGCGAAGAAGAAGGCAGAACAAUUAGUUUGAUUCAAAACAUGAACAUAUCACGACCAACUUCGCUCACUCUGCCUCAAGCAAGAAGCAAUGAUAGGAAACAUAAACACCCAAACUAUGUCAAUUCGCCUGCACCUUCUUAUCCUCAGGAAGAGGAGCAAGAAACAGAACAUUUACCCGAGGGCUGGACACUUCAGAUAGCUGACGAUGGUCUAACUAAAUUUUACUUUAAUCAACAUACGGGUGGUUUGCGUUGGAAUCACCCUGGAAUCUCAGAUUCAGAUGACGAGAACUACACAAGUGCAGAUGAGUAUGAACAACAGCACCACCAGCGCCAGCAUCAGCACCAGCAUCAGCAUCAGCAUCAGCACCAAACAUACAAACACCCACUCGAGAAUUUUGAUGAUUAUAACGAUUUUGGAAAAACUUCGAGACAAAGCAAACAUGACUCUUUUAAACCACCAGACAUCAAAGAAAAACAACUAAUGGACUAUUGGACUAAGCGUACAACACCUCAAGGAAAGGUUUAUUACGGAAAUUCAAUCACUCAUGAAACAACCUGGAACUAUGAUGAUAUUGAUCCUGCUACUGGUCGCUUGAAAAAAAAUGAAUCAGAUAUCGAAACGAAAACUGAGGAAAAUGAUACAGCAAAAGUUGAGGAGAAUUCAAAUAACCAAAAAGACAACAAUACGCUAGCUUUAGUUGGAGAUGAAGAUGUUCCAAUGACUUGGAAAAGUAUUGCUAUUGAAAUAGCACAAGCUGUACAAAAUCUGAACAAGGUAGUUUCACAAGGUGGAAGUUCUAUGGUCUAUCGACAAAAAAUAGCUGUAGUUGUCGAUGCUGUCCGCCUCAUGCUUUACUCUUCUCGAUCUAUGGAUAAAGAUGCACCACACCUGCAAGAUCCUGAAGUCAAAGAACCACUGCGUGUUGUCUUAUCUUCUUUGGCUAAACUUAUCUUAUCCGCCAAAGUUAUUAACGAUUCAAACUUGGAUAUAAAUAGUAAAGUACAACGUGAUGCUGGGGAUGUCUUGAACGCUGUUCGAAAGUUCGUAUUGAUCUGUCAAACAAAGGAAAUCAAAAUUGAGCAAAUCAACCCGAAAUUCAUCUUGCUCCAUGCAGAUAUUUACCCUGAUAGCUUGGAGGAAGGGUCAGAAGGUAGAAGAAAGAGUAGUACUAUCUCUACAGUACCAUCAACAACACAGAAAAACAAGUAUCCUCUCAAUCAAGACUUGAUUGUCAGUUUACAGACACACGCAAAGCAGAUUGUAGGUUCUACUGACGCCUUAUGCAAAGCAUCUGCCUAUAUCUAUACAUUAGAACAAAAGAAACAAGAUCCAGAAUCAAAUUCGUCUGAAGAACAAUAUGUUACAUUGGAUACAAGAGCAAGAUCAAAUGUCAUUUUACUCUUCCAAAAUCUAUCUUCACAGAUUGGAGGCUACCUUGCUAUCCUGGGCGAUAUUGACAUCAGCCAUAUUGACUCUACUCAAGUGCAGUCUUUACCUGAAUUUCGUAGCAACAAACAAAAGUUAUACAACUACAUUGGAUUAUUGUUUAGCGCUGUUCAACGAUUGACAGACUCGCAAAAUGAUUUAAUGGUCUGUGUAACUACAGUAGAAGAAAUCGUUGGAAAAGUAGAGGAUGCCAUUGAAAGCAUUUUCUCAAAUAUUGUCCAAAUGGUUGGUGAACGCAAGAUUUGGUUAAUGAGAAAUGGUGAAGGUGGUAAUAUUCAAGACAGCAACAGCCCUCGUUCUCCUGUUCAAGCUCAAUUUGAUACAGAUAUCAAAAAGGGUCGACCUCAUCGUGGAAGUAUCAAUGAGUCCGAUAACAGCUCAGUGGAAGGACCCGGAACACCUAUGCUUAACCGUAUCUACAAUCGACAGGGCAAUAACCAAGGUCAACAAACAUCUCAGCAUAGACCGUCCAUUAGCACAAAUUCACAAAGUCCUUCUUCUUUGUCUCGUCCAUUGGAUAGCAAGGCACUUAAGCGUCAAUUUAGUUUUGGUCAUGGAGCAAGUGCUCAAGAAGACAGACCUCAGUUCUGGUUCUUAGGAUAUGAUUAUGCUGAAGGCGAUAUUGAAUUUACCCAAGAUAAGAGUAUCAAGGGUGGUACAUUGCGUGCCCUUGUAGAGCGUUUAACACUUCACGAUUAUAUAGAUAUGAGUUUUAUUGCAAACUUCUUAUUAACAUACAGAUCUUUUUGUACAACCAAAGAGUUUGUCGAUCUGUUACAAGAACGUUACAACUUGGCACCACCUGAAGAAUUAACACCUGACGAACUGGAAAUCUGGACAGAUAAGAAACAAAAGCUUGUCCGACUUCGUGUCUUCAAUGUCAUGAAAAACUGGCUUGAAAAUUAUUACAAUGAUGAAGAUGAAUUUAUUCUUGAUGAACUUCAAAUGUUUGCCAACACAGUUAUUUGUGAUUCCUCUUCGUUUUCUGCCGAACAGUUAAACCGUUUGAUUCGAAAGCGAAGAGAACUAGAUGCCAAUGGUGGGGGUCUCAAGAAGCUUAUUCCCAAUACAAUGUAUGGUCCUAUACCUAUUAUGCCUAAAAACAUGCAGCACAUUAAGCUGUUGGAUACAGAUCCCUUGGAACUUGCUCGUCAAUUGACCAUUUUGGAUUUCAAGCUUUAUAGUUCUAUUAAACCUAUUGAAUGCCUCGGUAAGGCAUGGUCUAAAGAUGACUCUGAUGCAGUGAAUGUGAAACAAUCUAUUGAUUAUUGUAACCGUUUGACGGCUUGGGUCACUGGUAGCAUCUUGAAUAACAAGGAAGCCAAGAAACGUGUGGUUGUGAUUAAGCAUUGGGCACAAGUCGCUAAUCGCUGCCUUGAAUUAAACAACUAUAAUACAUGUAUGGCUAUUCUUUCUGCCUUCGAUAAUAGCGCAAUUGGUAGAUUGAAAAAGACCUGGGAACUUGUCAGCAGUCGUACAAGUAAUUCUCUUGCCCAAAUCAGAAAAUUGAUGGGCUCUAAUCGAAACUUCCAAGAAUACCGUAUCAUGGUUCACUCUGUAAAUCCACCCUGUAUCCCAUUCUUGGGUAUUUAUCUUCAGGAUUUGACAUUCAUUGAAGACGGUAAUUCAGAUUUCCUCAAAACUUCCAACAGCUUGAUCAACUUUGCUAAACAACAGAAGUCUGCAGAAGUGAUUCGUGAAAUCAAACAGUUUCAAUCACCACCUUAUAUUUUCCAAUACGUACCUGAAAUUCAAGACUACAUUAAAUACCAGCUAGAAACCAGUAGAGAUGUUGAUUUCUUGUACGAAAGAAGUUUAGAACUUGAGCCUAGAGCAACAGCAAUUGAUAGCACAGCAUAAGAGCAAUAAUGUAAGAAUAAGGAGCUGUGCCUUUUCUUAUUGAAUUAUUUUUUGUAUCAUAUAAAAACUUUUUUUUGUAAGACUAUUUCUCGAGAAAUAAAGAAUACAAUUAUGCAAGUUUUAAUUGUUA